UGGAAUAAGCUUAAUGCGUUUGCCAUCAAGAAAAGUUGAACUUGUGGGGAUACCUAGGCUGGCAGAAGGACCUUCAAGCCUUCAAGUUUUCAUUUUCUUGUUCGGCUUUACUCACAGCUCUGCAGCCGUGUGGCUCAGUCGAUUCAGAGCCCACUGGCCUGUGAACGAUGUCCGAGGUUGCAUUUGUGACGACAAGACCUGGCUUGCCAUCGGUUAGACCUGGGCCAUCAGGGAGCAAGCAGGGCAGUCCACAGAGACUCCAGCUGGAGGCGGAGACAACUGGGCCUCGAGGGCUACACCGCAGUGCUGCUGGUGCUGGUGCUGUGAUUGGAGGGGCGCUGGCUCUUCACCGUAAGCGCCCACGGCGACCUAGAGCUUCUCGCCAGGCCUUCGGAAAGUUUCUUUCGAAUGUGCUCCCAUGGCUCGACGACAAGGAGGGCAAAAAGUCUGGCACCACCAGCAACUGGAAAGAAUUGAUUGAACUGAAGGACUUGGGAUCAAGCUCUUUUGACAAGGCUCUUCAAGUGAACUUGGAUCCAACCAUCUAUGGAAGCUUUGCAGAGAUUGGAGCUGGCCAGGAGGUCUCCCGAACCUUUUUGACAGCGGGAGCAGCUGCUGGAACUGUUGCGCGCUCUUUGUCAGCUUAUGACAUGCGGAUCUCUGACGUCGAGUAUGGAGAAGCAAAACGGUAUGUGACCCAGGAGCGCUUAAUGCAGAUGUUGACAAAGGAGUAUGAUACUUUGGAGGCGAGCAUCCGUUCAGCGAAAAACGCAGAGACUCGCUUCUUUGCGCUAGCAACCACGCUGGCGGCCAAGGCCUACAACUCUGAUCGUGAGUGCGAGGGCUGGGUGGGUAUUAACUUUCAGCAUGAGGCAAAAGCAUCUCCCAGCACGGUCCAGCUUCAUGUGCGCAUGUGCGACCAGACUGCCCCGCUUCAGGGAGAGGCCAUUGGCCGACUAGGAACCAACCUCAUUUACUUGUGCAACUUUGCGAAGGAUCCGGUUGUGAUUACCUCUUUGCUGCUGGACGCGAUAGAGGAGGGUCGACUUGAAGUGGACUUUGUGCAGUUUGAUGGUCCUGCCUUCCCCAAGGAGAAAGUUGACUAUCGUUUGCUGGCAAUGAAGAUGGUGGAAUUUAAGCUCGCUCCAUCGGUGCUUUUGCUCUACGAUGCUUCGACUCAAAAGUAUGCUCAUGCAGUCCCAAACAAUGCGUUCUACAAGCGCCCGGUUGUUGUGCAAAGGUCUCGCUUUAAGCCAGUGACUUUUGCGCACAGAGAGGUCAUCCAGGCAGCAGCUAGUAAGCUCAAGAGCGAGCUGGGCCCAGACUCCAAGGAGGUGAUGCAGGACACCAGAAGAGCGCUGGUCGCCUCAGAAACGGAGCCCGAGUCCUUGAGCAUUUUGAGCACCCCCAGGACACAUGCCAAAUCCACCUUCGUCGCACGACUGUUGAAGACGAUGGGGCCUGGCUUAAUGGUGUGCUUUGCUGAUACAGAUGGCUCCUGCCUGAUCACUGCGGCCGACUCGGGUUCAGAAUGGAGGUACAAGUUGUUGCUGCUUCAAGCAAUUCUGGUGCCCAUUUUGUACUUUGCCCAGGAACUCUCUGUGCGCUUGGCUUUGGCGAAGGGCAAGGGCCUUUGUGCGCUGUUGAGAGUUGAGGCUGGUCCCAAAUGGGCUUGGGCGGUUGCAGUGCCACUGCUUGUGGAUUGCAUCCUAGCUCUGAUUUCCGAAUUGACAGUAUUUGGUCAAACUUUGCUGGCCUGUUGGGAGAUCCCGCUUUCGGUCUCAAGCACACUCUUUGCGCUGGCUUUGGUGCUUCUGGCAUUGACAGGCAGCUAUGCCGUGGCAGAGAAGAUGGGCUUGGCCAUGGGUAUUUUACAGGUGUUCUUUUUUGCGACGAUCUUCAUGAACCAUCCAAAUGGCAGAGACAUUUGGGAGGAUUUGUGGUCAUUUCCUCUGACAAAUGGAAACUAUGUGAAGCUCGUCACAGCCAACAUAGGUGCAGUCAUCAU
Messenger RNA from Durusdinium trenchii, 2008 nucleotides. The record is from the annotation of a GenBank genome assembly. NCBI's taxonomy places the organism in Eukaryota, Dinophyceae, Suessiales, Symbiodiniaceae.